Molecule: messenger RNA, 2976 nt
Organism: Conger conger (European conger)
Lineage: Eukaryota; Metazoa; Chordata; Actinopteri; Anguilliformes; Congridae
Product: protocadherin-8-like
Exons: 6
Coding region: 1-2976 (991 amino acids)
Biological process (GO): homophilic cell-cell adhesion
Cellular component (GO): plasma membrane
Molecular function (GO): calcium ion binding
Source: RefSeq, a predicted model, not a curated record
AUGGCAGCCAAGGCUCACAGGUUGGUAGCUUCCGCUAACCCCCCUCCAGAAAUACCACCUGGUUCCCUCCGCUUCCUGUUUGGUAGUGGCUUCCAUCGAAGGGACCGAGUGCAAUGUGCGACAGUGAAGCUCAAGACGUAUGAGGAGGAUGCUCCUGGAACGGAGAUUGGGAAUUUGUCUCAUCAGUGGAAGAUAGAACCGGGUAACAACUACACUGAAACAAGUUUUCGCUUUAUGGAAGAAGCGAACUCGUCAGUGAUUCACUUGGGACCUUCCGACGGACUUCUAACAGUUAAAGAGGUCAUUGACCGGGAGCAGCUCUGCGCUGAGUCGCCUCGAUGCCUCAUGAACUUCGACAUUGUCGCUUUCUACAAGGAAAAGUAUGAGCUGAUUCACGUGGAAAUCGAGGUGAAAGAUAUCAAUGACCAUUCACCGCAUUUUCCGCACAAUGAAUCAAAUUUGGAAAUUUCAGAGAGUGUCGCUGUGGGCACAAGAUUCCCAUUAGACAUUGCAGUGGAUCAGGAUGUCGGUAACAACUAUAUUCAAACUUAUGAAGUUUCUUCCAACAAACAUUUUGGAAUUGAAGUACGGACCAGGGAGGACGGAGUUAAACAUGCUGAGCUUGUGUUAUUACAAGUGAUGGACAGAGAAGCAGAGGAGUCAUAUUCAAUUAAAGUGUCCGCAACAGACGGCGGAAGUCCUCCUAGUUCGGGGUCCAUGAAAGUUCAUAUUACAGUACUUGAUUCCAAUGAUAACAGUCCGUCGUUUGAGCAGAGUUCAUACAAAGUCGAGCUUCAUGAAGACGCGCCCAUCGGUCUUCUUCUGUUAAAGGUGAAGGCGUUCGACCCUGACGACGGUAUUAAUGGCGAGGUUGUGUAUGGGUUUGUCGAAGAUUCACCGUCCGAGAUUAAGCGGGUGUUUAAAAUAGAUGCUUAUUCUGGCUCUCUAACUUUAAAAGCUGCAGUUGAUUAUGAGAAAAGGCGUUCAUAUGAACUAAAUAUUCACGCCUAUGAUUUAGGCAUAAACUCAGUCCCUUCCGUCUGUAAAGUAAUUGUAAAAGUAACCGAUGUAAACGACAAUGCGCCAGAAAUCCGCAUCAAACCAAUGACAUCGACGACUGACGAAUUCGCCUACAUCACAGAGGCCGCAGCUGCAGAGAGUUUUGUGGCUUUGAUCAGAACCUUGGACAGAGAUUCCGGUUACAAUGGGAACGUGCGCGUUCGUUUACACGGGCACGAGCAUUUCAAGUUGCAACAGGCGUAUGGCGAUGCCGUCAUGAUAGUGACCACAACAACUUUGGACAGGGAAAAAAACCCUGAGUACAAUUUGACAGUGGAAGCUGAAGACCUAGGAUCACCCCCCUUCAAAACCAUAACACAAUACUCAAUUAGAGUGAGUGAUGAAAACGACAACGCUCCCGUUUUCAGCAAAUCAGUUUACGAAGUUUCCGUUAUCGAAAACAAUUCUCCAGGCUCUUAUAUUACUACGGUAGUGGCACGCGAUCUUGAUAUAGGUGACAAUGGUAAAGUCGUUUACAGAUUAAUAGACAGAGACGUGUUCGGAGGAGUGCCUUUAUCGACCUUCAUCUCUGUAAACCCAGUGUCUGGAUCUUUAUAUUGUGCAAGAUCAUUUAAUUAUGAAUUAGUAAAGCUCUUGGAAGUGAAUAUUGAGGCCACUGACAGAGGUUCCCUGCAGUUAUCAAGCACAGCCACAAUUAGAAUCAAAGUUGUUGAUCAAAAUGAUAAUUCGCCAUAUAUUACGUAUCCCGUUUUACACAACGAUGUUGCUGAUGUGCCUAUCCCUUAUAAUGCACCGUACGGUUACCUUGCUCUUCAGGUCAAGGCUCGAGAUGCCGAUGAAGGCCCAAACAGUCACCUUACCUUCCGUAUUUUGGAGGAUAAAAAUCGUUUUUUUUCUAUGAAGAAAGACAGCGGUGAAAUAGUUCUGAAAUACGGCCUGACAGUCAUGCCCGGAGAGAUCCUGGAAAUAAAGAUUGCAGUCACCGACAAGGGGAGAUUGCCGCUCUCAAGUAGUGCCAUUAUCCGCUUCCUUGUCACAGAAAUGCAGCCUUCUGAACACCACAUUACAGUCGUGCUGCCGCCAAAGGACAACGAAUAUUCGAGCCUGGACAUUUCUUUCGUAGUUAUUAUCAUGCUUGGUGGGGGUUGUGCCCUGCUGCUCAUAGCAAUUUUGAGUGUUGCCAUCUCGUGCAGAAACUGCAGAAACAACGUAGACAAGAAAAGUGUCAGGUCUGGUCUUUUUGAAAGGAGCUCUUUAGAUAUGCACAUCUCAUUGAACUCAAAUGGAUUAUCCAAAGCUCACUGUCUGGUCAAUGACCAAACUAUGUCUUCACUGGAUGAGUUGACCUGCGUUUCUGGGGAGAGAAGUGGCGACUCUGAGACUAAGGUUUUCCUCCCUUCAAAGUCUUUUGGUCCAGAAAGCCUUUGCACAAAACCGUUUGAACAAGAAUCCCUGUGGUCGGGAGAAAAGAACCGAGCACAACACAGAGGCACUGGGAGCACAGAUCAACUGAGUGUAGAAGACAGUGGAAAAGGAGACAGUGACUUCAAUGACAGUGGCUCUGAUAUCAGCAAUGGAUGCGGACAGAAUCCCAAGACUUCUUGUCCAUUGGAAAACAGUUCUUUUCAACCUGCCAACACCAUCACUGUGGCUCAGCAGGAACGAUACCGUGUAAUCCCAAAUCACAACACUGCCCCCUGUAGGAAUGGAUACACAAUAGCUUUUUCCCAUGCACCAGUCUACAGCGCCUUUGCUUAUCCUGCUUCCUGGAGAGACUAUGGCUAUGGUACGAAUGUUCCCGAUACAGUAGGCUCUCACCAAUCACAGAUGCUUCUGAGGGCAACCACCGUGUCUUCCCACUUCUACCACCACAAGAAGGAGACUGAGAUCCAGCCAGAUGACCAGUCCCAGAAGAGCAAGGCUCCAACUGCACACACUCUAUCAGAGGUUGUUUAA